Messenger RNA from Apodemus sylvaticus (European woodmouse), 1239 nucleotides. Its product is annotated as chitinase-like protein 3. The record is from RefSeq and is a predicted model, not a curated record. Gene Ontology annotation, biological process: carbohydrate metabolic process; chitin catabolic process. Gene Ontology annotation, cellular component: extracellular region. The transcript has 11 exons. Bases 1 to 1239 code for a protein of 412 amino acids. Gene Ontology annotation, molecular function: chitin binding. Lineage: Eukaryota; Metazoa; Chordata; Mammalia; Rodentia; Muridae.
AUGGCCAAGCUCCUUCUUGUCACGGGUUUGGCCAUUGUGCUGAAUGCUCAGUUGGGUUUUACCUACCAGCUGAUGUGCUAUUAUACCAGAUGGGCAAAGGAACGUCCGGACGUGGGGAGUUUCAAACCUGGUAACAUUGACCCUUUCUUAUGUACUCACCUUAUCUAUGCAUAUGCUGGGAUGCAGAACAAUGAGAUCACCAUGAUAAGUCAGGAGGACUCAAAGGAGUAUGAAGAAUUAAAUAAUCUGAAAACCAGAAACACAGAGCUGAAAACUCUCCUGGCUAUUGGAGGCUGGAACUUUGGAUCUGCCCCGUUCAGUGUCAUGGUAUCUACUUUUAAGAACCGUGAGACAUUCAUUAAGUCAGUCGUCAAAUUUCUGCGUGACCAUAACUUCGAUGGGCUGAAUCUGGACUGGCAGUAUCCUGGUUCUCGUGGCAGCCCUCCUAAGGACAAGUAUCUCUUCACUGUCUUAGUGAAGGAAAUUCGUGAAGCAUUUGAGAAAGAAUCUUUAAAGGAACAAAGGACAAGGCUGCUAAUCACUGCCACAGUGUCUGGUAUCAUCUCAAUCACUGAGUCUGGCUAUAAAAUCCCAGAACUGUCACAGUCCCUUGAUUAUAUUCAGGUUAUGACAUAUAGUCUUCAUAGCUCUAAUGAUGGCUAUUCUGGAGAAAACAGUCCCCUUUUCAGUUCUCCAUUUGAUCAUGGCAUUAGCACCUACCUCAGUGUGGAUUAUAUCAUGUCCUACUGGAAGAACAAUGGUUGUGCUCCUGAGAAGCUUAUUGUUGGAUUCCCAACAUAUGGACAAACCUUCACCUUGAGGGACCCCACUGAUAAUGGAAUUGGUGUCCUUACCAGUAGUGCUGGACCAGCAGGGAGGUACACAAAAGAAGCAGGAAUUUGGGCCUACUAUGAGAUUUGCAGCUUCCUGAAGGAGGGAGCCACUGAGAAAUGGAAUGCCAAUCAGGAAGUGCCCUAUGCUUUUAAGAACCUAGAUUGGGUUGGCUAUGAUAAUGUCCAGAGCUUCAAGAAGAAGGCUCAGUGGCUCAAGGAGAACAAUUUUGGAGGUGCUAUGGUCUGGGCCCUGGAUAUGGAUGACUUCACUGGUACUUUCUGUAACCAAAACAAUGCCAAGUUUCCUUUGAUCACGGUCUUAAAAAAUGUUUUCCAAGAGAUUGUAGCAAAAAUACAUUUUUGUUUCAAUCCGGGCCUGCAUCAGAUUGUCCAUAACGGCCUGUGA